Messenger RNA from Fopius arisanus, 2472 nucleotides. RefSeq names its product La ribonucleoprotein translational regulator Achilles (gene Achl). Gene Ontology annotation, biological process: RNA processing. The transcript has 3 exons. The coding region runs from base 217 to 1920 and encodes 567 amino acids. Gene Ontology annotation, cellular component: nucleus. Gene Ontology annotation, molecular function: mRNA binding. Lineage: Eukaryota; Metazoa; Arthropoda; Insecta; Hymenoptera; Braconidae. The record is from RefSeq and is a predicted model, not a curated record.
CAUCUCCAUCCGCUCCAUCCGCUCCAUCCGCUCCAUCAUCUCCAUCAUCUCCAUCAUCUCCAUCAUCUCCAUCAGUUUCACGGCAACAAGUUCGAUUAAUCGAUUAAUAACCAAUGAUGCAUCGAUCAAUCGGUAAUUGAAUCGAAUUUCGGGUGAGAAGUGAAGUGAAGCGAUUACCUUGACACCUAGAAGUUUGAAAAUAGACAUUAAAAAAAAAUGGAUGAUCACCUGGAGAUGCAUGAAGAGUCCCUGGAUGCCGUGGGUAGUCUCUCGAUCUUACCAGCACCAAUGAAGAAAUCGGACACUCGUGACAGUAUUUCAUCGGUUGACAGCGAUCUCAGUCUGUCAUUCGAUCGUCGUGGAUCCAAGGGUGAGGACGCUGAUUUCUCGGAUUGCAACAGUGGAACAGACGACAACGAGAGGCUGUCAGACUCUCAGAACAAGUGUGAUAAUAGAGUUAAUAAUUUAAACAACGGAGAAUCUAUUGAUGAGAGGCCAGAGGUCCCUAAUGACACCCACAACGAAGAGAUCAUAACUGUGAGUGAUGAUCUAGCUGAGAAAAUAGCCUCCCAGGUGGAAUUUUAUUUCUCAAACGAGAAUAUCGUGAAGGAUGCGUUUCUCCUGAAACACGUAAAGAGGAAUAAAGAGGGAUAUGUCUCGUUGAAACUCAUAUCCAGUUUUAAAAGGGUCAAGCAUCUCAGCAGGGAUUGGCGUGUGGUGGGUGCAUCGCUCAAGGCUAAAUCAAAAAAAUUACAAGUCAAUGAACUGGGGACGAAAUUGAGAAGGCUCGAGCCACUUCCUCAGUUUGAUCAGACGUUACCAUCGAGGACUGUUAUUGCUGCACGAUUGCCCGUUGAAAAAAUAACAAUUGAAUCAGUUGCUGAAUUAUUUGGCCAGUGCGGAGAAAUUGCACUUAUUAGAAUUCUCAAACCCGGACAUCCUGUACCUGCUGAGAUUCGUCAAGCGAUUGCUAAAAAAUCGGAAUUGGGAAGUGAUGAGGAAUGCGCGUUGAUUGAAUUUACGGAUUCAGCAUCGGCUAGGGCUGCCCUGGCCCUUUCCCUCGGGGAUGCCAAGAUGUUUGAGAUGCAGCAAAUAGCCGUGAGUGAUAAGAAACGGAAGCAGCAGCAGACGAAGGAGGGACUGGGUGUUGGGGCGAAAAAGAGCGCUGGGAGCAGAAUUAAUGUGAGGCAAAAUGGGUACAACUCGUCAAGCUGUCCCAGUGGGUCUGAUGAGGAGAUCAGGAGCUGCAGGAUUGCCAGGGUCGGGAAGAAGCUCGAUGGGGUCAAGGUUAAUUAUCCUACGAGUGGACCGCAGCCUAUACCGUAUCAAGGUCCGCCAUCCCCGGAAGUCUGGCUUCCACGUCGAUUUUCCGCCUGUGUAAUAGGAGCGACAGAUCAGCUGGACAACGGUCUCCUCAUGCGAAGAUUGUCAGGCUCCAGUUCAGACACCACAAACUACACGAACUACUCCCGCAGGUUCUCCACUUGUUCCUCAGGAUCGGAGACAGGCUACACCUCACCGAUCCUCCACAAUCAUCACCAGAACAAUCUCUACCCACCGAUGAACUACUGGCCAAACCAGUCCAGGAGAUACUCCUGCUGUGGACAAUCUCCUCCAUUUAAUUAUGGAAAUGGAUUCUACCAGACGACAAGACGAGGCUCCGCCGACUGCGGCCCAUUCCUCCGGAGGCUCUCCAACUGCAGCAGAGACUCUGGGUAUGAGGCCACCAGGAGGCUCUCCUCUUGUUCCUCAUCUUCAGAGUCCUGUGGGGGUUUUAGAUCACGAAGCAACAGUGGAUUCGUCCUCAUGGCGCAUCUCCCGGAGAAUGUCACCAGAAUGCCAUCCGGACCUGAUGGCACUAGGGGUUUUGGAAGGAAUAAUAAUAUUGAGAGCAAUUCCAGUGUUCAGACCUGCGGGUGAAGAGAGUUCUUGGAGGAUUUUUGUGUUAUAUUUAUUUGUUCCAUUCUUAUUGGUGUGUCUAUUCGAGUGGUAACUCUUCCAGGAGAUUAUUCCAUCCGCGGGGAAGUGAUAGAGUCCGAUUAAUUAAUUUCCAUGUUUCAUAUUUUGUCGAGUUAUUUUUAAUGUCCAGAAUCAUUUGUAUUUAUUGUCUAGUUACUGGAAUUUGUGGACGAUUGAUUUAAUUAUCUGGUGAAUGCAAAUUUUGGGGGGAAAUGACAUCAUAUGGAUAGAAUUAAGAUUAUCGUUUUAGUACGCAUUUGCAGUUGUUGCGAGAACUGAAGAAAGAAUUGUGUCGAGAGUCUGAGCAUUCGGUGUGAAUGGAUCUACCGGUAUGUGAUAAAUAUUGCUCAGACGUCUGGAAUUGUGUGAGUGAAACCGUGGAUUUUAUGUAUUUGUAUUAUAUUUUAAAUCAUAGGUCAUGAAUCAUAUUGUUUAUGAAUAAUGUACUGUGAAGUGUAGGUUUUUUUAUGGAUUGAUGGAGGACACAUAUUUCGAAAUAAAUCGAGGUUGAGA